GUCCUGAACCUCUGGAAGUGGGAACUCGGAAGCCUUCUCGUCGCCGUGGGCCUCAUAAGCGCCAUCAUUGGCCUCCUGGCAUACUACAACCACCGCGAGUUAUCAGAAUGGCACCUUAGCAUGAACCUCAGCACCCUGGUAGCGCUACUCUCCACCAUUAUCCGCGCGGGCAUGGUCAUGAUCGUGGCGGGCGUCAUCAGCCAGCUGAAAUGGAGCUGGUUCGCCGAACGACCGCAUCCGCUCAGCCAGCUUCAAGACUUUGACGCCGGCAGCCGCAGUGGAAUAGGCUCGCUCCGCUUGAUCUGGAUUCUCCUCACCCGCAGCCGGUCAAAGAGCAUCCUCGCCUUCCACGCCGUACUGGCCGCGGCAGUCGGCGUCUUGUCCUUCCUAGUCGGCCCCUUCAUGCAGCAGGCCAUCCGGAGCGACAUCUGCCCGCGCGUGCUUCCGGACGUCAACUCCAGCAUCCCCGUGGCCAACUACGUCGAGGGCAGGUAUUACCGCGUCGCGGCGGGAGCCUGGGAGGUGACGGUCGACAUGAAGGGCGUCAUGGUGCAGGGCCUGACCAAUCCGAGCAGCCAGGACCUGGCCAUCAAGCCCUUCUGCCCGACGGGCAACUGCACCUUUCCCGACUACGGCACGGGCGUGACGCACUCCACUAUCGGUAUGUGCAGCAAGUGCCGCGAUAUCACGGCCGAUGUGGAAGGUCCGGAUGAGAGCGGCAACGUCACCCUUUCUCUUGGAGAAAACCAGGACCCGCUCUGGAUAGCGCUGUAUGGGCUGCAGCUGGGGGUAAUGCCCUUUCUGUCCACAACCACCUCCUUCCGCGACCCCCUGGCCGAAUCAGCGUUCCUCGGAAUCCCAACCGGCUCUCAAAGCGCCAUCAAGAGCGUGACCGUUCUCACAGCCUCCAACUCGCCCUGCACCAACACCUCCUCGGGCGAGCUAAUCUGCCCGCACCGCGGCUCCGCAGACCCCGUCUCACCCCAGGCUCUGUACGGAGGAGUAGGCGAUUUCGUCGCAGCCACAUGCACCUUGUACCCCUGUCUGCGCUCCUACUCCGGCUCCGUAGUCGACGGCGUGCUGCGCGAGACACUGGUAUCCACCACACCGGCCGUCCUCGAGGACACAGAUUCCUUCAUUCAAUCCAACUACACCGCCGUCCGGUCACCCUGCGUGCUAGACUCCUCCGGGACAUCGUACACAGAAACCAACUUCUCCUCAGCCCCCGCCGUCCCAGGCCGAACCUUUUCCACGGCCAACCUAGCCGGCGUCAACACCACAGUCCCCAACGCAUGCCUCUACAAGCUCACCUGGAUCUACUCCCGGGCCAUGAGCUUGCACAUGUCCUCACUAUUCGACAACGGACAAUGCAUCUACGACCGCCGCCAGGGCGAGGAACUGUGGUGCUCCCCGACGUGGUGGCUUUCGCCCUUGUACGCGUCGCGCAACGCAAGUUUGGCGACUAUCAGCAAUGCCAUGGACGCGUUUGCGUCGGCUAUUACGACAAAGUUCCGCACCGCGGGGUAUGGGCCGGAUGAUAUGCACGGGGUCGAUCUGGGACAGGGAACUGGCUAUGCGGUCAAGGGGCAGGUGACGAGGAAUUCCAUCUGUAUGAGUCUUGACUGGCGGUGGGUUCUGUUGCCGUUGGUGCUCUUGGUAGUGAGUGCGGCGUUGCUUGUGUGGAUGGUGGCGAGGAACCUAGGGAAUAGGGGGGAUCCGGUGUGGAAGGCGAAUGUGCUGCCGCUUGUUUUGUUUGGGUUG
Canariomyces notabilis is the source of this 1761-nucleotide messenger RNA. RefSeq lists its product as uncharacterized. The transcript has a single exon. The record is from RefSeq and is a predicted model, not a curated record. NCBI's taxonomy places the organism in Eukaryota, Fungi, Ascomycota, Sordariomycetes, Sordariales, Chaetomiaceae. The annotation marks the transcript as partial.